Molecule: messenger RNA, 911 nt
Organism: Halichondria panicea
Lineage: Eukaryota; Metazoa; Porifera; Demospongiae; Suberitida; Halichondriidae
Product: transmembrane emp24 domain-containing protein eca-like
Exons: 5
Coding region: 113-763 (216 amino acids)
Biological process (GO): Golgi organization; endoplasmic reticulum to Golgi vesicle-mediated transport; intracellular protein transport
Cellular component (GO): endoplasmic reticulum-Golgi intermediate compartment; Golgi apparatus; endoplasmic reticulum
Source: RefSeq, a predicted model, not a curated record
UUUUUUUUUCAUGUGAGGACCACGUGAGAGCUGUCUCCUUUGUCCACGUCAAGCAUAAGAGAAAGUGUACUUCACAGAGCUCAAGCAUCAAGACAUUAGCCCCUAAAAUACUAUGAAGGCUUGGGGAGCAGUUACACUCUGUUUGGCAGUAUGUGUAUCGUUGGGGAAUGGAUUAUAUUUUCACAUUUCUGAGACUGAGGAGAAAUGUUUCAUUGAGGAAGUUCCAGCUGAAACAAUGAUAGUUGGGAAGUACAAGACGCAGCUAUACGAUGACAAUAGACAAGACUGGUUGCCAUCAAGCCCGGGGAUCGGCAUGCAUGUGGAGAUAAAGAAUCCUUCGUCUAAAGUGAUUCUCUCGAGACACUAUGCUGCCGAGGGUCGGUUCACGUUCACCUCCCACGAGUCAGGGGAGCACACCAUCUGCAUCGGUACCAACAGCACUCGUUGGUUCGGAGGGAACAGACUGCGAGUUCAUCUAGAUAUCUCGAUUGGAGAGCAUGCCGUUGACUACGCCCAGAUAGCAUCCAAGGAGAAACUGAGUGAGCUACAGCUGCGAGUGAGACAGCUGCUGGAUCAGGUGGAGCAGAUCACAAAGGAACAAGAAUACCAAAGAGUUCGUGAGGAACGAUUCAGACAAGUGAGUGACAGUACCAAUGCUCGAGUCCUGUGGUGGUCACUGGGCCAAACCAUUGUCCUGAUUCUAAUGGGCAUCUGGCAAAUGAGACAUCUCAAGAGCUUUUUUGAAGCCAAGAAACUGGUCUAGGGACACUAUGUAUUAGGUUUUAGCUAGAAUUUCAGUCAUAUAUACAUGUAUUAUCCAAGCUCAACGAAUAUUCUUGUACAAUACAUUUCAAUGUGAGAUAUUGCAGUACAUAAAUUGACAAUAAAUUAUUGAACAGGUUCAAUUGAAA